Messenger RNA from Salvelinus namaycush (lake trout), 1296 nucleotides. RefSeq names its product CB1 cannabinoid receptor-interacting protein 1-like. Gene Ontology annotation, biological process: negative regulation of signaling receptor activity. The record is from RefSeq and is a predicted model, not a curated record. Gene Ontology annotation, molecular function: type 1 cannabinoid receptor binding. The transcript is spliced from 3 exons. Bases 13 to 504 code for a protein of 163 amino acids. Lineage: Eukaryota; Metazoa; Chordata; Actinopteri; Salmoniformes; Salmonidae. Gene Ontology annotation, cellular component: plasma membrane.
UACGUUUCAAUCAUGGUCGACGAUGUUCCACCGAUUAUAAAUAUUGCCAUCGCUCUAAAAAUUCAACCGAAUGAUGGACCGGUGUUUUUCAAGGUGGAUGGGACCAGAUUCGGCCAGAGCAGGACAAUAAAAUUGCUUACAGGAUCGAAGUAUAAGGUUGAGGUGGUUAUGAAGCCGGGAAAUGCUGAUGCCACCACCAUGAACAUCGGAGGUAUCACCAUCCCUCUAGAGCAGCAGUCCAAAGAUGAGGAGUCAGUGGUGUACCAUGGACAGUACGACACAGAGGGAGUGCCUCACACCAAGAGUGGGGACAGGCAACCUGUCCAAGUCAGCAUAGAGUUUGGAAAGGCUGGCCAAUUCGAGACAAUAUGGCAGGUAAAGUACUAUAACUACUACAAGCGAGACCAAUGCCAGUUUGGGAACAAAUUCACCAAUAUCGAGUAUGAAUGCAAGCCCAAUGAGACGCGCAGCCUGAUGUGGAUUAACAAAGAGGUGUUCAAUUGAGGAGCACCAAUCAACUCCUCCUUCCAAUGCCCCAGUAACGGAAGAAAAACAAGCAGAGGAGAUGAGUUGCACACGAUAACUAUUUUACCAUCAACUUAAGAGGAAAAAGACUUACCGUAGGCAUGCGUUUCAAGUCACUGAGCACCAUAAUUGUCUGUUUUAGAGAGAGGGGGGCAGUUAUCUACCAGCUGAUCUCGGGGGUUGUUCUUAAUUGGUUUUAAUCAAGAAACAUAGUCAGGUUAUUAUCAGCAAUAUCAUUGGGAAUCACAGCUAUACAACAUCCGCUGUGUUGACUCUCAGCUCUGGCCACACGAGCUGAAGCUGUGGCCCUCCUGGACCAGGAUUGAAGACAGCUGCGGGUGGAAAUGUAUCUAACCUGACUUAUUACCUGUGAAGUGUGUGUGAUGUGAGUUGUAUGAAUAAACUGACAUUAUAUUUGUGUUAUCCUAUGUGUUAGUUCUAGUGUUGUUUAAGCCUUUGAACAUCUGUUUACUUCUGAACAGCACAAUUGUGAUUAGCCUAUAAAGGGGAGAGAGGUUUUUUUUGUUAUAACUUCUAUAUUAUUUUAUGGAGAUAUUCAUAUUCUAUAGUCUAUUAAGUGCUUCUACUCUUGUUAUGUUGUGGGUCACUAUCAUUGUUUUGUCUCAGUUUUGUCUGUAAAUGCAUGGCUGAAUAAUCCUAUGCCUAAAGGUUUUGUUCUUCAGAUGCAAAAUUAUAUCAGAUUGCCUAAACUGUUAAGUUCUGUUAUAAAUGUAAUUGAAAAGUGUGGAAGUAAAUAAACCCAUACCAGUU